Molecule: messenger RNA, 851 nt
Organism: Xiphophorus maculatus (southern platyfish)
Lineage: Eukaryota; Metazoa; Chordata; Actinopteri; Cyprinodontiformes; Poeciliidae
Gene: dynlt1b
Product: dynein light chain Tctex-type 1
Exons: 5
Coding region: 54-395 (113 amino acids)
Biological process (GO): microtubule-based movement
Cellular component (GO): cytoplasmic dynein complex; cytoplasm
Molecular function (GO): dynein intermediate chain binding
Source: RefSeq, a predicted model, not a curated record
UUGAAGAUAAUUUUAUAGUGAUUCUGGUUCCGGUUUCUGCAACAUUAGCAACUAUGGACGAUUUUCUGAGUGAAGAUAAGACCACGUUCAUUGUCGAAGAAGUGAGCAAAAUCAUAAAAGAUUCUGUAGAAACGGUGAUAGGAGAAAACUCCUACAAGCACGGCAGAGUGAACCAGUGGACCACCAGCGUGGUGGAGCAGUGCCUCAUUCAGCUCAGCAAGCUGGAUAAGCCGUUCAAGUUCAUCGUAAACUGCAUCAUCAUGCAAAAGAAUGGAGCAGGGCUGCAAACAGCCAGCACCUGCUUCUGGGACAACGCUACUGAUGGAAGCUGCACAGUGAGAUGGGAAAACGACACCAUGUACGUCAUCAUCAGCAUUUUUGGGCUGGCCAUCUAAAACUAUAACAUUAAAACUGUUAAAUUUUCCUGUUUUCCACCAAGUAGAUUGUUGGGUGACAUUUUAUGAAAUGUUAUUUGUAAGUUAAGUGCAAUUAAACACAACUUUAAUAUGUCGGUAUAUACUGCUUUAUUUCCACAUUACAUGACACUGCCAGAUUUACAGCCUUGCAUUAACUAAAUCAAACUAUUAACAUUUGAAAAAAACAACCAUGUUUAGCCAACAUUUACAAGGAAUUACACAUAUUUACAUUUAUACAUCUGAGAUUAGAGCCCAUUUACAAAAGAAAAGGAGUAAAGACAAGGCACCAACUUGAUUAAAACACAUCCGUAUUGAACAGAAAUACAUUUAUUUUGGUUGUUUUUGUCCAUAAGCUCCUGACUCUUAAAACAGAAAAGAGCAGCAAGAACAACAUUGGCAAUACCAGUAAAGUUCUACAUAAAAAAAAAAAAAAAA